Messenger RNA from Lasiosphaeria miniovina, 1146 nucleotides. RefSeq lists its product as uncharacterized. The record is from RefSeq and is a predicted model, not a curated record. The transcript has 4 exons. Gene Ontology annotation, molecular function: zinc ion binding; DNA-binding transcription factor activity, RNA polymerase II-specific. NCBI's taxonomy places the organism in Eukaryota, Fungi, Ascomycota, Sordariomycetes, Sordariales, Lasiosphaeriaceae. The annotation marks the transcript as partial. Gene Ontology annotation, biological process: regulation of transcription by RNA polymerase II.
UCGGCCUCGGCCUCUGAAACCAGCCAGACACUGUCGGUUCGGCGCAAGCCCAUCCCAAGGAAGGGCCACACAAAGUCGCGCCGAGGCUGCUUUGCCUGCAAGAGACGGAAAGUCAAGUGCCAGGAGACGCAGCCCGCCUGCCUCAACUGUUCGCGGAUCGGGCUCAAAUGCGAAUAUCCUCCACCGCCCGAGUUAUCGUCUUUGGCGUCCCAAGUUUGGCAGCUAGAACCAACACAGUCUCAGCCCCCCUUCACCAUGCAAGACUUCCGCUUCUUCCAUCAUUUUAUCCUCAACGCUUUCCCACCUCUUCCUAUGAACGGAGACGGCGUAUGGCAGUCCGUCGCGGCCCUCUCGCAUCAAUAUGACUACUUGUUGCACGCCAUGCUAGGCCUCGCCGCUUCGCACUUGAGCCUGUUUGGUGACGAUUCUUCGUCGGUGGCUCUUUCCUACCGCGUGAAGGCUCUACAAAGCCUCAACCAGGCCCUCAACACACCCCCCACGUCAAACAUAGAAGCAGACGCUAGGUUCGCCACCGUGCUAGCCCUGGCAUUCCAGGCUUCUACGAUGCCUGAGGGAAUGGUCGAGUGGGUAACCAUGGCUCGAGGAUGUGGCAUCAUUGCCAGGUCUGAAGCCAUCUACACUUCGGAGAAAUCGAUAUUCUUCACUCUCGGCCAACAGGGUGUGUCCAGAAGCAUAAAGAGGUUAACGCCGCGUGAUCCCAAAAAUCUCCCAGAGCUCCCCACCGAAGAUUUGGUUAGAGAGUUCCUUGUCUCUCUUAGGGCGAUUGCGCCCCUCUGCUCAAGCCCGAUCGAGGUCAUGUUUCUCGCCGAGAUCGAGCGUGCCGCGAAACUGGCCACUGUAUCGGCAGACGAAGCAUUUGCCGCUCUCACGGGUCAAUACGUGAUGCUUAGCCACGCCAGCGAAGAAGAAUACGCCCCCUUUACGAACCCUGAGAACUAUGCAGUUCAGCUCCUGCUGAUCCACUUCUCACUAAUAGAGUACGCCAUGGGCGCUCGCACACUCUCGGAAGAAGGUAUAAAGUUUGUUUACCGCAAAUGGGCAGCCAUCCGGUGGGUGGGCCGUCUCGUCGACACGCUCCCAGAGGAGUUCCACCAAUAUUUAGAGUGGCCCAUCAAAUACGCCCAA